AUGCAGGCCGCUCUUGCACCCUUCCUCCAAGUCCAUGCCACAGGUCUGGCCCAGCCAGUCGCCGAGUUUCUCAGUCCUUUUGCGCCAGUACAAAAUCCUGGUCGACUUUACGAGUUCUACCGCGCGUCCAACGAUGAGAGGGUUGAAGGUGACGUUCGAAAUGCACUCAAAUACAACAAAGGCACACGCAUGUCGGCGAAGGAGAGCAAUGCAUGGGUCGACAUCAUCGUAUGCUACUGGCGUGCCGUGAAGGAGAUCAUAAAAGCAGACGAGGCGGCCAACCAGGGCAAACUAGGAGACCGCCAGUAUAUCGCUGUGUAUGAUGCCUGGAAAGACCUGACAAGUAGUUUUAUCAAGCACAUCUCAGGCGGACUCCUGCCGCCAUGGGCUAUCUUUACACUGUAUUUCACGGCAAACCACCUGAGGAAGAUUGCUAUCAAGGCAGAUCAGUAUCUGGCCAAAGCAAAGCCAGCGACAUUCAAUGCUGGCUUCUCAGACGAUAUCGUGAGCACAGCUGCACGGAAUGAGAAGCUCGAGGAGGCGGCACGAGUGUUCAAUAGGAUAUUUGCUCUUUGUCUUGGUGACAGAAACCCAGAUUUGUCCGAGUCCCGCAAGUGGGGCGUCUAUUGCAUAGCCAAUCUUCAAUUCAAGACGUACUUCAAGCUAAACGCUAUCAGUCUCUCGAAGAACGUUGUCCGAUCGAUUGAAGCACAGCAUGAUCUGCCGCCCUUUCAACUAUAUCCGAAAGCGCAUCGUGUUACGUACAGAUAUUACACUGGUGUUCUCGCCUUCUUGCAGGAAGAUUACGCAAAGGCAGAGAAGAGCUUGCAAGAGGCUUGGGAAUCAUGCUGGGUGCGAUCCGAGCAGAACAAGUCGCUGAUUCUCACAUACCUCAUACCCUGCCGUCUCAUCACGCAGCACUCCGUCCCUACGGCUGCUCUCCUCGCCGAGUCACCACGUCUAGAACGCAUAUUCGGACCGCUCGUGUCCUGCAUCAAGCGAGGCGACCUCACAGGCUUUGACAAGGCCCUCGCAGACGGUGAGCCCGAGUUUGUCAGGCGACGCAUCUUUUUGACUCUCGAACGAAGUCGCGACAUCGCUCUGCGGAAUCUCCUCCGGAAAGUGUACUUGGCUGCGGGCUUUGAUGACUUGAAGGAAGGACAAACGGACAAGGACAGAAUCAGGAAGUCUAGAAUCCCUGUCGUGCAUUUUGCGGUUGCCCUUAGUAUGGGUGGCCAGACAGUGGAGGACGACGAGGUCGAGUGUUUGCUGGCAAACCAGAUCUACAAGGGGCUCAUGAAGGGAUACAUCUCAAGGGAACAUGCAAUCGUUGUCAUGAACAAAAAGGGCGCAUUCCCUGGCACAAGGGUCUGA
Dothidotthia symphoricarpi CBS 119687 is the source of this 1374-nucleotide messenger RNA. RefSeq lists its product as uncharacterized. Gene Ontology annotation, biological process: post-transcriptional tethering of RNA polymerase II gene DNA at nuclear periphery; transcription elongation by RNA polymerase II; poly(A)+ mRNA export from nucleus. Gene Ontology annotation, cellular component: transcription export complex 2. NCBI's taxonomy places the organism in Eukaryota, Fungi, Ascomycota, Dothideomycetes, Pleosporales, Dothidotthiaceae. The transcript is spliced from 6 exons. The coding region runs from base 1 to 1374 and encodes 457 amino acids. Gene Ontology annotation, molecular function: double-stranded DNA binding; RNA binding. The record is from RefSeq and is a predicted model, not a curated record.